Molecule: messenger RNA, 3279 nt
Organism: Parnassius mnemosyne (clouded apollo)
Lineage: Eukaryota; Metazoa; Arthropoda; Insecta; Lepidoptera; Papilionidae
Source: the annotation of a GenBank genome assembly
UGCCUGAAGAAAGGUGCCCGUGUGGCCCAGCAGUGUAUGGAUGGAGGAGUCCAGGCUCAACUCCUGGCUGAGCUGCUGGGACGAUAUGCACUGCUCCGGGAGAGGGGCAACGCCAGCCUCACCACUAACCUCAUUGACGCUGUUAUCCAAAAAAUACGAGAGGAGCUGGCCAACCUGGACCAGUCCGAGGAAGUGGAGCAAAUCACAAAGCAUUUCCACAAUACGUUGCAGCAUUUGAAGAAUCGCAUGGAGUGUCCCGAUCCGGACGGUCUAGGUUACGAGGGAUUAGUACUGUCUUAAUUUCCAUGAGUUGAGUAAUGUUUAGUGUUUGAGAAAUAUUGAGGAGAGGUAACAACAAAGUUGGUAAUAGAGCAAGAUUUGUUGUAAGUAAAAAAGUUUUAAUAAUUAAUUAAAUAUAGUAAAUAGCUCAAUCUUGGAAAAGAGUUACUUAUGUAAUGAAGCAACUAAAUUCUUCAAAAGUUUGGGUAGGAAUCAAAUUUGGCAGAAAGUAUUUUCUCAUGUAUCAAACAUUCAAAUAAAUAACGUCCUUGUUCAAUUUAGUAAAUAUUAUGCAAGAAAUAAUUUAAUUCAAUGGAAAAGCAAGCUGGCGUUUUGCAUACAUGUUCAACGAUAUCUAAAUUGGAUAGGGAUUUGCACACUAUUUUCAACUAUAUUUGAAUUGGAUAAUGUAAAUAUUUAUUAUCAGUGGAAAUAAUUGUAAAUAUCCAAUUUUAUUUUAAAUUAAUCAAGCAAAUUAUUUACAAGUGAGCCAUGUAAGUUGUUUUUUUUUUAUCAAUAGAUAUUGGAAUGUAUUAUUUAUCUAGCGUAAGAAACAUUCCUGUUUUAAUUAAUGACAUUUUGUGUUCGUAGACUGGCUGUUCCAAUAUACAUUGCGAGCACUGCUCAGUGGUCUCGAUGGUGAAAAAUUCGUUCCGUUAUGGACUGCCAGUACACUGCCGCAGUACCCUACGGAAAUAUAUGACGUCAUAAAUCGCCACUAUUUUUGUACUGUGAGCACUGGCGCUUUCUAGUGCAAUAAAAUUGCGCGCGGGCUGGCCAAGCAGGAGCAUAUCGCCGCUCCCGCGUCCCGCCAGUCGUCCGCAGCGCGUCAUAGAAAGCACCUGUGUACAACUUUAUCACGCCCGCUGUCGUCGUCUAUACAACUAAAAAAUUGGAAGGGAUUAGUACCUAAGUCACAAAAAUGGUAAAUAAACGUAACAAAAUAAAAAAAUAUUCACGACUGAAGCUCAAGAAACUGAAAUUGUUGAACCUGAAUAGAACUCUUGUCAACGCUAAGUCUGACAUUGUGGAACUGCCAGCUGAGCAGUUACAGAGCACAAGUGAAUCCGUCGCUCCACCACAAUAUCCAGAAACAUUUGACGGGACAGUAGUGGAACUACAAUCAGUAUCGCCCAGUUUUUUUGACACCUCAGAAAAAGUACUUGGUACUGAAAGAAUUACAGGAACGGUCUCUCCGCAAAUUCUAGAAAUAUCUGAUAUGGCACCAGUGAACCUUCAGCCAGUGUCAGUCACACCACCGCCAUGUGUGACCGAAGCCCCCGAAGACCCGCCUUAUAUAGUGGAGCAAGAGUGUGAGACAAACUCGAUCAAAACAAUCACCGGUCGCAGAAUUGUUGACAUCGUUUAUUUUUUGGAACAAUUGCAACAGCAAAAACACGACCCUCUAUUUCAGUGUGAUUUCAGUUGCUUGGUUUUAAUAACAGAAAAGCGCACCGGCCUCGUUUCACAUUUCAAUUUCCAAUGCAGGAUGUGCAAGAAAUAUUUCAAGGUGUGUACUGAUCAUUUGGACACUGAUCGUAUAGAUAUUAACACUGCAGCAGUCUCAGGUAUAGUAGCCUCUGGGAUUGGGUACUCACAAUUCGAAGAGACUAUGUCUGCUAUGGACGUUCCUAUUUUCCGUGAAAAAUAUUACGCGAAAAUUCAAGAUCACAUGUUCAAUGAAUGGGAAGCUACAGCAGUGGAGGCAAUGGAACAAGCUGCUGCUAUUGAACGUGAGGCAGCAAUUCAAGAAGGGAGGGUUUUUAAUGGUUUCCCUGUGAUUGAUGUGUUUGCGGAUGGUGCAUGGUGUAAACGCUCUUAUGGCAAUAACUAUAAAGCAAUGUCAGGUGUUGCUGCAAUCGUAGGUCGAAAAUUUGGAAAAGUUCUUUUCAUUGGCGUCAAAAAUAAAUAUUGCCUAAUAUGUGCAAGAGCAGAGAAACGUCAGGAGAAACCGAAAAGUCACGUUUGUUAUAAAAAUUAUGAAGGCCCGUCCAGCGGAAUGGAAGCGACAAUCGUGUGCGAGGGUUUCAAAGAAUCCACCAAUAUGUAUGGGCUAAUAUAUGGCAAUAUUGUGGCUGAUGGUGAUUCUGCAACCUAUGCUAAAAUAUUAGCAUCAGAUCCGUAUGAAGGCUACGUAGUUUCGAAAAUAGAAUGCCGAAAUCACGUUCUGCGAAAUAUGUGUAAUAAGCUGCGUGCACUAGGUAAAGAUACAAAAUACCCAAAAGUGCAGAGAAAACAUAUUACCGACGAGAAAGUUAUGAGUAUGAGAAAAGUCGUCACAACUUCAAUCAAACACAAUAAAAAUAAUCCCAGGGAUAUCGCUAUAAGACAAAUUCACGAAGACAUAACCAAUUCAUUGAACCACGCAUACGGGGACCACAGACGUUGCAAAGAUUAUUGCUGCUCUAAAGAUAAAUCCAUUUUGUCAUCAACUGUGGGAGAGCUUGAACACUCGACAUUUUGGUUUCGGCUAAAAGUCAUUUUAAAUUCGGUAGCCUCAAAAUCUCGGAGUCUACUGGAAGACGUUGACACCAAUGCUGUUGAGAGAUUCAACAGCGUGGUUGCCAAAUUCGUAGGAGGCAAAAGAAUCAAUUUUGCUUCUCGACGAUCAUAUCAGGCGAGAUGCUCUGCUGCUGUUGUUUCCUACAAUACCAAACGACCUCUUUACACCCUACAUAAAAAAAUAUUGGGAAAGAGUCCUGUGGGCAGCUUACAAAAACUAGAAGGAAGGAGAGAGCAAAAAAGAAAGCAAGCCAACGCUGUGAAAAGAAAAAAAAAUAGAACUAAACUUUUCGAGAAACAAAAUGACUAUGGUGGACGAGUAGCUGCGCCAGAUAUGUCUGUCGAAGACUAUAGUGCAGCGUCUGCAGAUUUUAUGACGAAUCUGAAUACACUGGUUUGUGACCGGGAGGGAAUACAAAAACGGACGACACUGCAACGCGAAAGCACUGAAUGGUUACAAAUCAGGAGAUUGAUGCUAACUGCUUCAAACUUUGGAGC